Molecule: messenger RNA, 1058 nt
Organism: Paramisgurnus dabryanus
Lineage: Eukaryota; Metazoa; Chordata; Actinopteri; Cypriniformes; Cobitidae
Product: transcription factor HES-5-like
Biological process (GO): regulation of DNA-templated transcription
Molecular function (GO): protein dimerization activity; DNA binding
Source: RefSeq, a predicted model, not a curated record
GAUCCUGACGGAGAACUGAACAGAACAAACGCAGUCAUGGCACCUACAACCAGUGGACCAAUGAUCUACACUGCAGGACAAACUUCACUGACACAUAAGCUGAGAAAGCCAAUAGUAGAGAAAAUUCGGCGAGAACGUAUCAACAGCAGCAUUGAGAAGCUCAAGUCUCUUCUGAGCCAAGAGUUCCUGAAACAACAGCCCGACUCCAGACAGGAGAAAGCUGAUAUCCUGGAGAUGACGCUUGAGUUCUUCAGACGACAGCAGCAGUCCCUGAAUCCCUCCACCUGCUCUCCUGCAGUUAAUGAUGGUUACUUCAGAUGUGUACAGGAGUCCAUCAACUUCCUGACUCAGUGUCAAGUGCAGACCGAGUCUCACAGAAGACUCCUGAAGAUCUUCCUCAACAUGAAGCCUUCAACAGAGAAGACGACGACACGUGUCCUGUCCCAGCUCAAUUCAGCGGUCUGUCAGAGCAGCAGCACAGAGAAAACUUCAACCUGCUGUCAACUCUGGAGACCCUGGUAGAGUCACAUGAAGGACACUUUAUCAUUUAUGAAACCGAAUUCAAGAUGCCAGUCUGAGAUUGGCAUGGACUGUAAUUCAAAUGUAGGAAUUGAUUUCCAGCUCUGCUGCAUUGGCAGAUUGUUUAAAUACUUUCAGAGAAAGUUUGUGUUUUAGUUAAACAUAACUAAAUAUGUAUGGCAUUAUUGUUUUGUCAGAUUAUUACAUUCGUGAAAUGUAAGAUUUAAUGUAAAGACAUUUGAGCUUUUACAAGCUUUUUACCCAUAUUGGGUUUAUUUGUUCUGCAUCUAGAAUGUUUAUACUGCUUUCAUUUACUGAAAGGAUUUAAUUUAAUUUCAAUUAUUUGAAAUAUGUCCCAUGUUCUCAUUUUGUAUGAGAAAUGUUUCUUCUUUUGAAAGAUAUUUUAUUGUGUGUUGAAAGCACAAGUUUAUUUUGUUUGCAUGUGUUUACAUGAUGGACAUUUCCCCUGUAAAGGGUGGAUGUAUAAACUCACUUGUAGUGAUUUACAUUUCUACGGCCUUCUGUGAAGGCCUUCUGUG